This is a messenger RNA of Helianthus annuus (common sunflower), 1422 nucleotides long. RefSeq names its product NADH-ubiquinone oxidoreductase chain 4. The transcript has a single exon. Gene Ontology annotation, molecular function: NADH dehydrogenase (ubiquinone) activity; ubiquinone binding. The coding region runs from base 452 to 1390 and encodes 312 amino acids. Gene Ontology annotation, biological process: aerobic respiration; ATP synthesis coupled electron transport; electron transport coupled proton transport. The record is from RefSeq and is a predicted model, not a curated record. NCBI's taxonomy places the organism in Eukaryota, Viridiplantae, Streptophyta, Magnoliopsida, Asterales, Asteraceae.
GGGCGUUGCGUUUGGUUCGAAAGGCAUGGUUUUCAGUAUGUCUCCAGAUAGGCCCCCACUAGUCCGGCUAGCUAGUGAGUGGUUCUUUCGGGCGGGAAGCAGGUCGGGCCCUAUGGGCGGGCAUCCCCCGCAACGCAAGCAGCAUUGUUCGCCACCACCCGAGAAGCAAAAGAUUCUAGAGUCCAGGCUGAAAAUACAUGCAUAGAUAGUGGUCUAAUGACAAGGCCGACGACGGAAGCUCGGGACGGAGCCGUAUGAUGCGGAAGUCUCACGUACGGUUCCCUGAGAAGGGAGUGGCUACCUACUGGAGCUUCGACCAAUCACCACUGGUCAAUUCCGCUUUGGGGCCACCCCUUACUCUACCAUUAUUAUAGGGGUAUGGGGUUCGAGACAAAGAAAGAUCAAGGCAGCAUAUCAGCUUUUCCUUUAUACUUUACUUGGAUCUGUUUUUAUGCUAUUAGCUAUUCUGUUGAUUCUUUUCCAAAUAGGAACCACCGAUUUACAAAUUUUAUUAACCACAGAAUUUAGUGAGCGGCGCCAAAUCUUUCUAUGGAUUGCUUUUUUCGCCUCUUUCGCCGUCAAAGUGCCUAUGGUACCAGUUCAUAUUUGGUUACUCGAAGCUCAUGUAGAGGCACCUACGGCAGGAUCCGUCAUCUUGGCGGGAAUUCUUUUAAAAUUGGGAACCUACGGCUUUUUAAGAUUUUCAAUACCCAUGUUUCCUGAAGCGAAACUUUGUUUCACUCCUUUCAUUUAUACUUUAAGCGCGAUUGCUAUAAUAUAUACUUCCUUGACCACUUUAAGACAGAUCGAUCUUAAGAAGAUCAUUGCUUACUCCUCAGUAGCUCAUAUGAAUCUGGUGACUAUUGGUAUGCUUAGUCUGAACAAACAAGGAAUUGGAGGUAGCAUUCUAUUGAUGUUAAGUCAUGGACUGGUUUCUUCAGCCCUUUUUCUAUGUGUUGGUGUUCUAUAUGACCGACAUAAGACUCGACUUGUUAGAUAUUACGGAGUUUUAGUGAGCGCCAUGCCGAAUUUCUCUACCGUUUUCUUCUUUUUCACUUUGGCCAAUAUGAGUUUACCUGGUACUAGCAGCUUUAUCGGGGAAUUUCUCAUCUUAGUAGGAGCUUUCCAAAGAAAUAGCUUAGUAGCCACAUUAGCAGCGCUUGGGAUGAUUUUAGGCGCGGCGUAUUCCCUUUGGCUAUAUAAUCGUGUGGUUUCUGGGAAUUUAAAACCGGAUUUGCUCCAUAAAUUUUCCGAUCUAAAUGGUAGAGAAGUUUUCAUAUUUAUACCUUUUCUUGUUGGAGUUGUUUGGAUGGGUGUUUACCCCAAAGUGUUCUCGGACUGCAUGCAUACAUCCGUAAGUAACUUAGUGCAACAUGGAAAAUUUCAUUGAGAGGAAUCAGCAAAGAAAAGAAAAAUGCUCAA